Echinops telfairi (small Madagascar hedgehog) is the source of this 255-nucleotide messenger RNA. It is a transcript of the gene SPAG11B, whose product is annotated as sperm associated antigen 11B. Bases 1 to 255 code for a protein of 84 amino acids. The transcript has 2 exons. NCBI's taxonomy places the organism in Eukaryota, Metazoa, Chordata, Mammalia, Afrosoricida, Tenrecidae. Gene Ontology annotation, cellular component: extracellular region. The record is from RefSeq and is a predicted model, not a curated record. Gene Ontology annotation, biological process: antimicrobial humoral immune response mediated by antimicrobial peptide.
AUGAAGGUCCUCUUUCUCUUAGCUGUUCUCUUCUCUUUGGCGCAAAAUAACUCAGGGGAUAUGCCUCCUGGAAUUAGGAACACCAUCUGCCUUUUGCAGCAUGGGACCUGCAGACUUUUUUUCUGUCGUCCUGGUGAGAAAAAGGGUGAAAUCUGCUCUGAUCCCUGGAAUCGGUGCUGCACAUUUGAAGAAGAGAACAGUGGAAAAACAGAGACGACUGAGCAGUCUGAUGGGAAUAAAAAUGUGAGCUUCUGA